CAGUGAGCUGUCAAAGUGUGAAGCAAGCAACAGCCUUUAAGUCAGGUCAGCUGCCUGCUGAGCUGCUUUGUUUUAGCUGCUUUGUUACUACGUAUGGAAAGUGGUCUUUUCAGCUCGCCGUGUGACAGUUCUGUUUGCAGCUGAGGUGAGAGCCGCCGGUCAUCAUGGGGAACAUCUUCGGGAACCUGUUGAAGAGCCUGAUAGGCAAAAAGGAGAUGAGGAUUCUCAUGGUGGGGCUGGACGCUGCUGGGAAAACCACUAUCCUCUACAAGCUUAAACUGGGGGAGAUUGUCACCACAAUCCCCACAAUCGGUUUCAACGUAGAAACAGUGGAGUACAAGAACAUCAGCUUCACCGUGUGGGACGUGGGUGGCCAGGACAAGAUCCGGCCCCUGUGGAGGCACUACUUUCAGAACACCCAGGGGUUGAUCUUUGUGGUGGACAGCAAUGACCGUGAGCGGGUGAACGAAGCCCGGGAGGAACUGAUGAGGAUGCUGGCUGAGGACGAGCUGCGGGACGCCGUUCUUCUCGUCUUUGCCAACAAACAGGACCUGCCCAACGCCAUGAAUGCUGCGGAGAUCACAGACAAGCUGGGCCUGCACUCCCUACGCCACCGUAACUGGUACAUUCAGGCCACCUGCGCCACCAGCGGUGACGGUCUCUAUGAGGGCCUGGACUGGCUGGCCAAUCAGCUGAAGAACAAAAAGUGAAGGUUUCCAUCAGUAGAGUGGGGAAGAGCCUGGGUGCCCGCUCCAGGUAGUGGUUAUAGUGGAUCCAUUGUGUUUACAUGGAGAGGCAGUGCUGAAAAGCUCCCAGGGGGUGACUCUCCAUGGCUUUCUCCCCCCCAAAUACUUCUAUUUUAUUUCUUUACUUUGAUUCAUUUAAUUUGUUUGGAUCUGUGGUGAGCGUUUUUAAUCAUUUAGAAACCAAAUGGUGUCGAACUUGACCUAAAUGACUUACAUUCUAUAAGCUGAAUACAUAAAUAUCGGGAUGUAAUAGUAUAAUGUUACUGUGAAGGCAUAUGUAUUUCCCCUACUUUGCAGUUUAUGACCUUUGACCUCUAUCACCUUUUAAUUUGUUGAGAAAAUGUGAUGAAUCUAGACUCAUGGUGGCAGAGCAACCCUCCCUCAGAUAGUCGAUGUAAAUUAUAAGGAAUGUCAUAAUAGUAUAGUGGGAGUACUAUUAUUAUCUCAGAAUACGGUAACGUUGUCUGAAAACAUUAUACUCAUGCAGGCUCAGAUAAAUGUAAAGUUGUCAUUUCCUGUCCAUGUAGAUGUUUUACAACCACCACAUUAUGCACUUCAGAGCUUAAUUUAUAUUUUAUUAAAACUUAGGUUCGUUCAGAUUAUAUUUACAUGCUUUUUUUUUUAUUUAAAUGUAUUUUUUCAAGCACAAUCUGCUGACAUACUGGAUAGUAUUGAACAAUUUAUAUUUUUGGCAACAUUUAUUUAUUUAUUCAUCAGUUUAUUUAUUGAUUUUAUUUUCUAAGUGCGUCAUAUUUUUUCUCUCCCUUUAUUGCAAUGUGCAUUUACUGCUAAGGCAGCUGGUUAAAAAAAAAGAAGCCUCCAUACCACUGUAUAUUACCGCUUCCCAAUCUGCAUGGAGAUUUCCCAGUACCGGCUCGUGGGCUUGUAAGAGCUGUGAACUACUGCAGGCCACUGCUGUAAAUAAAGAUUUGUUCUUAGAGUUACCUGGCUCAGUAAGGGUUAAAACAAUUUUUCCGGCGUCAGCGAGGUGUGAUAGCUGAACUGAUACAGAUGACAGAAGCCAGCUCUGUGGCUUAGGGAAAAAAAUGCUGCUAUUGGCCUGUGAGUGAUCGGCAGAGUGACGCAGAGGAGCAUGUGAUUGGCGAUAUUAGAGAGCUUACAGGGUUUUGAAUGUUUAUUUUUUUUUUAGUCAGUUUGUGCAAGCAGCGACACUGUAUUUGUCAAAAGAACUCACAUUGCUUGUCAUCCUGAUUUAUUCAUCCCUAAUUGGCGUGGCAUUAUAUGUGUUUCUUGUGUUGACCGUAUCUCUGUGUACUAUGUUGCACAAAAUAACUCUAAAUGCAUUAUUGUUGUACAAAAUGUAAUGUCUGUUUUGAUUUUUUUUUUCUUGUAUUUUUGAAUGGAUUAUUAUUUAUUUUGGAUCAAAAGGCAAGUGUUGAUUUUAGUGUUGUUUUUUCUCAAUUUGAUAAGUAGAUCAGACAGUUGUCUUUCUGAGUGUUCACAAAUCACAUAAUUUGAAAAUAAUAGGAGAGAGGCUGAUAGUAAUACUGCAUCAUAAGGCAUGUUGAUACUGUACAAGAUCUGUAAUAAAAGUGAAUUAUGAUA
Xiphias gladius (swordfish) is the source of this 2312-nucleotide messenger RNA. RefSeq names its product ADP-ribosylation factor 3a (gene arf3a). Gene Ontology annotation, cellular component: cytoplasm; plasma membrane. The transcript is spliced from 5 exons. The record is from RefSeq and is a predicted model, not a curated record. The coding region runs from base 165 to 710 and encodes 181 amino acids. NCBI's taxonomy places the organism in Eukaryota, Metazoa, Chordata, Actinopteri, Istiophoriformes, Xiphiidae. Gene Ontology annotation, molecular function: GTPase activity; GTP binding. Gene Ontology annotation, biological process: vesicle-mediated transport; intracellular protein transport.